Messenger RNA from Pestalotiopsis fici W106-1, 831 nucleotides. RefSeq lists its product as uncharacterized. Gene Ontology annotation, cellular component: nucleus; cytoplasm. The record is from RefSeq and is a predicted model, not a curated record. Bases 1 to 831 code for a protein of 276 amino acids. The transcript has a single exon. Lineage: Eukaryota; Fungi; Ascomycota; Sordariomycetes; Amphisphaeriales; Sporocadaceae.
AUGAAGAUUCUCUGCCUACACGGCAAAGGUACGAGCGGAAGAAUAUUCAAAUCACAAACUGCCUCUAUGCGGAGGAAGCUAGAGGAGCUCAGCCCGGACACACCAUUUGAAUUCGAUUACGUUGAUGGUCCUGCACCGUCGACUCCGGCCCCAGACACACCGCUUUUUUACGAUCCACCACAUUAUGCAUUCUACGAGGGCACCGAGAUCAAGGCCAUACGCAGGGCACACGAAUGGCUCAGCCAGCUCCUCGGGGUGCGUGGUCCCUAUGACGGCGUGCUGACCUUUAGCCAAGGCGGCGCGCUUGUCUCGAGCUACAUGCUCUACCAGCAGUGGUACGAACCCGAGAAACCUGCGCCCUUCAAGUUUGCUAUGUUCAUGUGCGGCGGCGUGCCCAUCACGGUGCUCAGGGACUUGGGGGUGCCUGUCACCAAGGAGGUGGAGGAGCUAGACCUCGCCACAAAGCGACAGCUGCUGGAAAAGACGACGGCAGAGGUGACGAGGGACAGGUGGCAACUGACCGACUAUGCCAGCGUGGUGCGGCGGGCGCAGUUCAACUCGGACGACUGCUUCGGACUGAAUUUGAACACGAUACCCCAAGAGCUGAAGAUCAGAAUUCCGUCUGUACACGUCUACGGUAGAAAGGAUCCUAGAUUACCGGCCUCGGUACAACUGGCUGGGCUAUGUGAUCCGUAUAUACGGAAGGUUUAUGACCACGGAGGUGGGCAUGAGCUUCCUCGAAGCAAAGAGGUAUCAGAGGACCUAGCACACUUACUUCUAUGGGGUGUACAAAGAGGUUCUUGGCCGGGACAGGAAGCACAUAUUACUUGA